AAGGAACAAGCAGAGUGAGAGGCAGGACAAAAGAAGUUAUAUAGCCGCUAUAUACAUAUAUAUUUGAAUGUUUUGGAAGGCGUGUAGUGGGGAAAAAUAACACCGGUGAGUGUGGAUGGACUUGACUGUGUAGUCAUGGAGCCACCAGUGAACAAGAGGAAUCCGACACUGAGAUUAGCGGAUUUGGCAGCGACUCAACCCCAUCCUCAUCAGAAUAUGACAGGCUUCCCGGGGCUUGGGGGCCAUCACCUUCACUCCCACCAUGCCCACCUCCACCCUGCGGAGAUGGGUAGCGACCCUGGAGUGGCACUCACUCCAUUUGGACCAGAGCACAUGGCACAGGGUAAUGCUCUCAAACUUAGCCCCUCUCAGCACAUGCAAAACCACCCUGAAGCCCAGACAGCGACAUCUUUUGCUUCUCAGACCACAGUUGGCUUCCCCGUGGCUCACCCCCACUCAGGAUACGCUUCCAGCAGGGACUACAUCCUCAGGAGAGAGCUAUCAGCCUCUGCUAUGCAUGCACUUGGCGAUCAACAUAGUUCCUCCUCCCCUCACCAUCAUGGCAUGUUUAUUUCCACAACAGGUGCUUACGGGCACACGGAAGGUGGUGCCCACGCUCUUUUUACAGGACUCCACGAGCAAAGUGUCCCAGGUGCCCACCACCACCCUCUUAACGGACAGAUGCGUUUGGGUCUUCCGGGGGACAUUUAUGGCAGACCAGAGCAUUUUAGUCACAGGCCCGAGCACUAUGGACCCUCUUCUCUCCACAGCUACAGCUCUAUGAACUUAAAUGUGAAUAUCGCAGCAGCUCCACACGGAGCCGCAGGGGCGUUUUUGAGGUACAUGAGGCAGCCCAUCAAGCAAGAGUUAAUCUGUAAAUGGAUUGACCAGGAGCAAACUUCAAAGAAGCCCUGCUCCAAAACUUUCAGCACCAUGCAUGAGCUGGUUAACCACGUUACUGUGGAACACGUCGGGGGACCCGAACAGGGCAAUCACGUCUGUUUCUGGGAGGAAUGCCCACGAGAAGGCAAAUCCUUCAAGGCGAAAUACAAACUGGUAAAUCAUAUCCGAGUUCACACAGGAGAAAAACCUUUUCCCUGCCCUUUUCCUGGUUGUGGCAAAGUGUUUGCGCGCUCAGAAAACCUCAAGAUUCACAAGAGGACACACACAGGGGAGAAACCUUUCAAAUGUGAAUUUGAUGGCUGCGACAGGAAGUUUGCCAACAGCAGUGACAGGAAGAAGCACUCGCACGUCCACACAAGUGACAAGCCUUACUACUGUAAAGUAAGAGGCUGUGACAAGUCCUACACGCACCCCAGCUCCUUAAGAAAGCACAUGAAGGUUCACUGCAAAUCACCUCCACCACCUUCGGUCAACAUGGGUUCAGUUUACCAAACUUCAUCUAACACCUUCGGAGCCCCCAUCUCCCCGACCACGGAGCCUCCCAGAAGCCGUUCUAACAAUCUUUCCCCUCAGGUCACCAAUCUCAACGAAUGGUACGUUUGCCAAGGGAGUGGGGCACCUAACAAUUUCCAGACCCCCUCCAGCGACGCAGCCACUUCUGACUCCGAGGAUGAAGAGUCAUACAGGAAAUCAGACCCAAGGACUAUGCUGUGAGAUAUAUGUGUGUGUGUGUGUGUGUGUGUGUGUGUGUGUGUGUGUGUUAUUACUGUUGCUGUCUCUAUUGUUGGACAUUGAAGCGGAAAUUUAACACAUCUAUACGUAUAGUGACACAACAUUAAAACCUAAAAGAUGGAACUAAUCCUAGAAGUGGAAUAUUUUAUUAAUAGGAUCAUAUCAGUCAUCUCAAAGAAUUUAAUUGCUAUCCAAAUAUAUAGUUCCAAAAAGCCACAAUGCAAUUAAAUAAGAGAACCUUGUAAUACUAAAAGCUAAUGAAAUUACGGCUGCGAGUGUAGAUCUAAAUUCUAUCACGAACAAAUAGUCUUGAUUCUUGAUUUAAUAAAUUCUUAUAGCCCAAGCAGACAUCAUUGACAGUCAUGGAAUAUAAUAUUUCAUA
Messenger RNA from Polyodon spathula (Mississippi paddlefish), 2017 nucleotides. RefSeq names its product zic family member 5 (odd-paired homolog, Drosophila) (gene zic5). The coding region runs from base 136 to 1617 and encodes 493 amino acids. The transcript has 2 exons. The record is from RefSeq and is a predicted model, not a curated record. Gene Ontology annotation, cellular component: nucleus. Gene Ontology annotation, biological process: central nervous system development; regulation of transcription by RNA polymerase II. NCBI's taxonomy places the organism in Eukaryota, Metazoa, Chordata, Actinopteri, Acipenseriformes, Polyodontidae. Gene Ontology annotation, molecular function: DNA-binding transcription factor activity, RNA polymerase II-specific; RNA polymerase II cis-regulatory region sequence-specific DNA binding.